Terrapene triunguis (Three-toed box turtle) is the source of this 582-nucleotide messenger RNA. Its product is annotated as putative olfactory receptor 52P1. Gene Ontology annotation, biological process: G protein-coupled receptor signaling pathway. Gene Ontology annotation, cellular component: membrane. The transcript has a single exon. The coding region runs from base 1 to 582 and encodes 193 amino acids. Gene Ontology annotation, molecular function: olfactory receptor activity. The record is from RefSeq and is a predicted model, not a curated record. Lineage: Eukaryota; Metazoa; Chordata; Testudines; Emydidae.
AUGGCCUUCGAUCGCUACAUUGCCAUAUGUGACCCUCUGAGAUACACCACCAUCCUCACCAACGCACGGAUAGCUAAGCUAGGACUAGUGGGUAUGAUAAGAGCUGUUCUCUUCAUUCUGCCUGGGUCCCUGCUCCUCAGCAGGCAGCCAUUCUGUGCUAACCGCAUUAUCCCCCAUACGUACUGCGAGCACUUAGCUGUGGCGAAGAUGUUGUGUGCGGACAUCACAAUCCACAUGACGUACAACUUGGUGAUACUGUUUGUAGUCAUUGGGUCAGACCUGACACUCAUUGCCCUGUCCUAUGGUCUGAUCGUCAGGGCCGUCCUCAGAAUCUCCUCCAAGAAAGCCCACCAGAAGACCCUCAACACCUGCACAGCCCACAUCUGUGUGAUGCUGACCUCUUAUUCUCCCUCCGUCUUCUCCUCUCUGACACAGCAGUUUGGUCAGGGCAUCGCUCCCCAUGUUGACAUCAUCUUGGCAAACAUCACUUUCCUCAUCCCCCCCAUGCUCAACCCUAUCAUUUAUGGCGUCAAAACCAAAGAGCUUCGUGACAAAGUGGUCAAAUACAUCUGCAGAACAUGA